AUGUAUGGUAGCAAACACAGAACAACUGAUGGUCUGUACGAAACCCGGAAAGACGGUAGCGGCUAUUCGUCAACAAAACGAGAGUGGAAUUUACAAACACAUGGAUCUAACGACGAAUCAUCGAAUCAUCGAAAAUAUGUUCGAACACAAACUUCUUCAAAUAAUCGAAUUGUACCAUCGUCGUCGUCCUCACAGCAGCAACGUCAAAAUGGUGACAAAGAUAAGAAAACAGUUAAAGAUUCAAAAAAGCCGCUUCGUGUAUCUGGUGAUUGGUCUGAAUUUAAAAGUUCAACAGGCAAAACAUAUUUCUAUAAUUCUAAAACCGAAAUUUCUCAAUGGGAAAAACCAAAAGGAUGGUCGACAGAUGAAACAUCUUCUUCAUCGACUCGAUCAAGUUCUACAUCUACUUCCAAUGAUCGAACGAAAAAAGAAUCGACAAAUUCCAGUAUCUCACCCACAAUUCGUUCUCGACAUAAGGUGGAAGAAUCAUCACAAAAUUCCCGUUCAAAUAUUAAAUAUCAUCAAAAUGGUGAUAUACAUUCUCAAACAAUAAAUAAUCCUAAUCAUGAAUCUAAUGAAACAUUAAAUAAAACGUCUAAUGUUCGUCUUCCUAGUCCAAGUGAUGAUAAUUCACAAAUGUCAUUUUCGUCGACUAAUAGUAAAGAAUCAUCAUCUGUAACCAUUUCCGAUCGAAAUGGAAGUAUUUUACAUUCGUCAUUAUCUGAAUCUACUAUUUCAGUUUCUACUCCAGUAUCUGAUAUACCGACUAGACAAUUUGAAAAAGAUUCGACCUCUUCCAAUGAAACUGACAUGAAAAAUUCAACAACUCGAUCAACUUCUCGUACUAUAUUAAAAACAGACCAAACUUCUGUAACUGAAUCCUCUAUUCAUACUGUAUCAAAAGCUGAACGCGAUCAAGAAAUUCAAAAAUAUUAUCGUAGUGAUUUAAUUAAACAUUUAACUGAUUGGCCAUCAUCUCAAUUAGAAAAACAGUGUUUGAAACUUUUCGAUGAUUAUUAUCGUUAUAGUGCUAAAAUGUCGACAGCAUUUAUUGAGCUUAAAGCAUUAAAAUCGAACUUUCGCAUACUUGAAAUAAAACGAAGUAUUUUAACACAAAGACUUCUCCGGUGUCAACAACAUAUUAAAAAACGAGAAGAUGAUAAACUAUUAUAA
Molecule: messenger RNA, 1173 nt
Organism: Adineta steineri
Lineage: Eukaryota; Metazoa; Rotifera; Eurotatoria; Adinetida; Adinetidae
Source: the annotation of a GenBank genome assembly